Messenger RNA from Pocillopora meandrina, 3561 nucleotides. The record is from the annotation of a GenBank genome assembly. NCBI's taxonomy places the organism in Eukaryota, Metazoa, Cnidaria, Anthozoa, Scleractinia, Pocilloporidae.
UCAGAAGUUGUGACCUCUUUUCAAACCCUUUUCUUUGCAGCUGGCGGUGAGUCCUUUCCUUACUUUUGGCAGUUCAAAGAAGAAGAUUCCUAUUUGUGGAAGAACUUCGGCCCUUCUGACGAUGUGGCUUUGGAAAAGCUCUAUUGUGACGUGAAUAAUCUGCAAGUUACAUUGAACCUUACCGAUACUGCGUUGAGGUAAGUCACUGAGGUUAGACAGGAAGAGCAAGAGUGAGAAUCUCACUGUUUAUAAUGAGAUAACAGUUUUGAGUUGAGCUGUGGGGGAAUGCAAGAAUUGCGAUAACAGGAUUCCGCAUGUAUCAUUUAUCAGCAUGCAACAAUGAUAAUUGGUGAACGUUGAUAUUGAACGGCUUUGAAAUGUUAGUAUUUAACCAUGAAAAAGUCAAAAUUUUGAACAAAAAUUAUUUCAGUCGGGUUCUAAACUUAAGAAGGUUUGAUUUUGUACUCUGAUAUUCCAGCUAAGAGUAGUUCCUGAGAAGGACUGUCCUUAGCAGCGACAAAUGUUUCAACAACCUGAGCGCUUAAGGCGGUUCCUUGACUCUGAUAAUGUUCUUCCUAGAGUUAGGUGAAGACUUCCACCAAGUUGUCUAAAUUUUAUUAGCUACAAAUGACAACAGUCCUCUUUAGGAUUACUCUGCAGCGGAUAAUCAGAAGAUAAAUACGAAUUUUUUCUUAGGGGUCAAACCAUUUAUUUAUAAGAGGUUCAUCAAAGUAAUGGAAAGAUUAUGCAAGAGCUCAUUUCUAGAAACGUAUUUCAACACCAUAAUGUUUGAUAGAAUAUGACUUGUAUUUAUUUAUUUGAGUGGAAAUAUUUCGGCUAAAUCGCUCGGCCCUCAUCAGUUUUUUGAACUGUUAGUGGUUGUACAACAUUAAACUACGUAACCAAUUGCUCAAAGCGACGCCAUACUGCUCAAUGUUGUGAAAUCACAGACUCUCCAACAGAUUAAAGAGCGAUUCAGCUGAAAUAUUCCAACGGGAUUCAAUAAGUUCCGGUUAGCUUUUUUUUUGUAUCUCAUGUCUUCGCUGCGUGAAAGUAACAUGUUUGUUUCUUUUUCAACACUGUCUCACCUCGAGGCCCAGGCAAAUUAUUUUUCAUUAUCUUUAUCAUAAUUUGAAACGAUCGCUCCAUUGUCGUUGGAGUAAUACCGUUUUUUCUUCUUCUUCCUAGUGCGUCAUCAUCACAGGUGACAGUUCAUUUCGAGGAGAUGUCCAUGCGCUCGCCCCCCUCUGCCCAGUUCUUGCUCCGUCGAUGCUCAACACCAUCUUACAUACAGGAGCCAAACAACAAGUCAUCCACACAGUGGGUCUGGUAUUGGGCAGACAACGAUGGUUGGAAGAAAUACACUGAAACGAUGGUAAGUAACAGUCGGGCGAAAUAUCCUGUUAUAGUAUUAUUCGAGUGGCUUUACCGUCAUUUUGUUUCUCAAUUGGGCCAGGAGGGUUUUUCAUAACAGAACGCUUUUACUUGAAAAUUGGCGAAAGUCUUUGUUUGAUAGGGUCUGAUCGUGUGGUCUGAUCUUCAAGUGGUCCCUGAAAAGGACUGUACAUAAAACAACCAUAACACUAUGGCCACUGGCUUCUUGCUGAUGGGAUAAAAAAUUGGGAUACUGGCCGGGCAACUGACCUCUUAUUAAAGUGUGCUAAUGCAAUUAAUAAGUCAAUAAAUAACAGGGUUAAAAGACAAACGAACAACUGGCUCGUGAAUACAACUUUGGACUCGCGAUAUUUAUGCAUGUGGCAUUAAGUUGUUUGCAAACUGAACCAGAGUCAAGACAGACCUAGAGUUCUUUAUCUACUCUUUUAGCAGUCGUCUGGGACAAAGCAAGAACAGAUAGAGGCUGCCUAUUUAAAUGGAGAAGGCUUCUAUCCCUUUCGAAGCAGUUCUCACAAUUACAUUCUAACAUUCUACGAAACGCCUAUGCACCAGAUAAAUAUCGACCCGAACUUUCAGACCAGGCGGUUCGUAAGAAGAAGACCUGUGUUUGUUUCAAAACCAGCUUAUCGCGCCACAAAGAGGUAAGUGAACGUGGAUUGUGCUGUUGCUAUUAUCACUUACUAAUGUAUAUGCAAUUAGAGAUAGAGGGACUCGCUUGGCUCAAUUAACUUGAAGCGUUGCAGUCAUGAUUGUAAUCUGAUGUGAGGGGUUUUGGGAUUCGUUGUGUGGUAAGGUCAUCACCAUCAGGUAAUGAGCCUGCAUACCUGUUAAACAUCACGAUUUGAUGUUUCUUAAAGGAAUAAAUCUGCGUCCUCUCAUCUCAAUCAUAAGCGUAAGGCCUUUCAUGUUCCUCUAAUAUGUUCCGUUUUUAUUACAUUUUUAGUUAUCUGAGAGGCAAGGCUAAAGAUUUUGAACGGACUCGUUUGAAAAGAGAACCGCAAAGAAUACCGAACCGCGAGUCAACGUUUUCACGAAACAAUACCAGAAGACCAGGCCUACAUUGUGAUGGUGGAAGAAAUUUGGAACGAAGAGUUACAUGAGAGAUACGAAAGGUGAACUUAUAAAACGGUUAAUAUUGUUUAUAGACAGGGAUAAGUGUGUGAAGAACUUGCAAAGGACGACUGCACAUCCUAUAUCUGAAGCUGACUUCAUAUUGAUUUAGUUUUUUUGUUAUGUUUUCAUUACAUCUAAGUGAAGUUUGGUCCCUUAAAAUCGGAGCUUUACAAAAACUAUAAAAAAAAAGAAGAAAAUGAAAAAAAAGCUCGAGGGUGGAAAAAACUAAUUUUUUUUCUAAUCAGUGACGUCAAAAAGCUGUGUGAUCUUUUUUCACACUGCCCUUCGAAGCAUUUUUGCAUACUUUAUACUUUGGACCGAGGAAGUGCUUUUUGAUCAUAUCACUCUUUUAACGAUUACAAGUAAAAUUGCCGCAAAAGGAAAUUUUUCCUAAUUAUUUUAUAGGUGGCUCAAGAAAUUAAACAGACCACUUUUAUCUGUUGCCGAUGAUGAUCCGGUAUAAAACAGCGAACAAUGAAGAUGGCCUUAAGCAAUUAUAGUUUUCUCAACUGAGUAUAUGAUCUGUACUGUUUGAGCAAGCGCCUUGGAAUUAAAUAGCCCCUCAACCUUUUCCAUUGUAAACGUUCAUUGAUUAACCCUGCUUUAAUCGUUUCUUCAUCUAGUAAGCGGAAAAGAAUAGAAAGGAAACUGAAAGCAAAAAAGGAAGAUCAGAUAGAAAAAUUGCUAUUCCAUGGUACUUCAUCAGAUGUCGUUGAUGCCAUCUGCAAGCAGAACUUUGAUCACAGAUUGCAAGGAAAGCAUGGGACAAAGUAUGGAAAGGGUAGCUAUUUUGCUGUAGACGCUUCCUACAGUAAUAACUACAGCGGUCUAGGUGGGGAUAAGACGAGAUUCAUGUUCCUAGCAAGAGUUUUGACGGGGGAAUAUAAGCUUGGAAUGCCAGAUUUUCGUCGACCACCUCUGAAAGUUCCAAACGAUCCUGCCAGCGAUUUGUACGAUUCAUGCGUCGACGACGAAAAUCAACCAAAGAUCUUUGUCAUAUUUAAUGACGAACAAUGCUAUCCUUCUUAUCUAAUUCACUAUCAGCUGCUAUAG